UGGCGGUACACACACACAUGAGGCACUAAAGAAAACCAGGACAGAUGUAUUGGUGGAAAAAAACGGUGAUCGACCUGAGGUGCAGGAUUUGGUAGUCCUGAUCACAGACGAGAUGUAUACGAGUCGUGAAACAAAACAAGAAGCAAUGAAGCUGAAAUCUAAACAGUAUCUAAAGAUUUUGACCAUCGGUGUUACAAAAGACAUUGAUGAAUCAGAGAUGAGGAAUGUUUCAUCCGGCGCUGACUUGUUCCUAAAGAUUAAUUCAUUUGCAGAGUUCAAUCGCCAUAUACAUAAAGUAAAACCAGUCAUUUGUUCUGGUGGUAAUGUAAGUUUAAAUGCUCAGCCAUCAGAUCAGGGUGUCAAGGGGAAAAAUGAUUCAAGUCUUCAAAACUUUGAGACCAGCACAACCUUUAAAACUAGUCUGACAUCAUUCACCUAUCAUAAUAAAUUGAUGACAUCCCUGCCAUUAACUAUCACGCAUCAACCAGAAUCUGUGUCAUCGCACGUUGAUUCUGGCUCAAUAUUUUCUACUUCUUCGGUGUUUUCUGUAACAUCAAUACCAUCGUUACCUUUGAUUACCUUAGACAGCAGUGUGAUGCCCUCAUUAUCUAUCUCGCCAACAGUGAUAUCACCGUUAAAGCAGGUUUCCAAGACAUAUUCGCCGAACACAGACUUAUUUUCAUCAACAGUAAUGCAGGAUAUUGUAACGAUUUCUGAAUCAAACUUUAGGUCAAAUCAAUCAAUAAAGGACACCGUGGUUUUACCAUGGAUCUCAACUCAUGAAACAUUGUCACCUACAUUUUUGUCACAUACAUAUUUGACUUCAUUCAUUUUGAACACUGCAAUGUUAGUAUCUCCAUCUAGUUCCGAGAUCAAACCAUCAUUAGUAUCAUCAGGUUCUGAAAUACAGUCAUUUAGUGCAGAAACUGGAGUUUUAGACACAUUAAUAUUUCCAUCAUCAUCAAUUUCGGACACCGUCGCCUUGCCAUUACUUUCAAUGAUCAACUAUCCUGACCAGAACCGAGAAGCAAAUAACAAUCUGCCAUCCUAUGUUCCAACUAACUCUAUCUUGUCUUCAUCGGAAGUCUCUUUCUCUCUGCCUAAAGAAUUAUCUUCCCUGAGUUCAGUUAGAACAUCGUCUUUAAAAAACAACAAACUCUUGGAAUCGUUCACUUCGUAUACAAAUCAGUUCACAGAAAGGGCUCAGCCUACUUCAAGUUCUGUAUGGAAUCAGUCAGUCAUGAUUGAAAACUACAACGCAUCUAUUGUAACUGGCGCCGAGUCCAGUAGAACGCUAUGGACUUAUCUAUCGGCAACAAUUGCUGGUUUUAUCGCCGUCUUGUUGGCAGGAGUUUUUUUGGCUGUUGUAUGGAGGAAAAGUCAAGAAAGAGCUCGCCAGGAAGCAGCACAAAUAAAUGUAGAGGCUCAAUGACAGAGAGAGACAGACAGAAAGAGAGAUAGAGAGAGAGAAAGAGAGAGAUAGAGAGAGAGACAGAAAUAGAGAGAGAGAGAGAAACAGAAAGAGAGAGAGAGAGAGAGAGUUCGUAUUAUGAGACCUACAUUCAAGGAAGAGGUGGCGAAGAAGUAGCACAAAUAAAUGUAGAGGCGCAAUGACAGAGACAAAAAGAGAGAGAGAGAGACAGAAAGAGAGAGAGAGAGAGAGGGAGAGAGUCCAUAUAUUGAAACACUUUAUACAUAAUAUUUGUAAGAAUAUUUAUCAGCUUGCUUAUAUUUCAUUUUUAUUCAUAAAACUUUUCCAAUCCUAUAUUUAAUCAUGGAUUAUUUCCUUAAAAAUGAAAGGUUAAGUUCUCUUUACUUACAGUUUUUUUUCAACCGAAAUACUGUUUAACUCUUUCUCUCCGUAAUUAUUUUUCACGUUUCGAUGGAAUUAUUUAUUUUGUUUCACUAGCCUAUUAUGAUAAAACUAUUUGUAUGCAAUCAGGAAAUGUUAUCUAAGGUAUACAAUUAUA
Molecule: messenger RNA, 1970 nt
Organism: Biomphalaria glabrata
Lineage: Eukaryota; Metazoa; Mollusca; Gastropoda; Planorbidae
Exons: 3
Coding region: 113-1432 (439 amino acids)
Source: RefSeq, a predicted model, not a curated record